Drosophila persimilis is the source of this 1580-nucleotide messenger RNA. It is a transcript of the gene bwa, whose product is annotated as alkaline ceramidase. Gene Ontology annotation, molecular function: hydrolase activity, acting on carbon-nitrogen (but not peptide) bonds, in linear amides. The record is from RefSeq and is a predicted model, not a curated record. Gene Ontology annotation, biological process: ceramide metabolic process. Gene Ontology annotation, cellular component: membrane. NCBI's taxonomy places the organism in Eukaryota, Metazoa, Arthropoda, Insecta, Diptera, Drosophilidae. The transcript is spliced from 5 exons. The coding region runs from base 363 to 1301 and encodes 312 amino acids.
UCAAGUUCAAAUUUUUUUUUCGUUACUCCGCAUUAGCAUAAAUUUUGUACGCUUGAGUAAUUUAUAGGAUAGAAGGUCAACCCCUAGAGCAGAAUUUACCGUUUCUUAUAUAAUUAUCGAAAUAGAGGCGCGGCAAAAUAAAUGCAGGUCACGAAAUUAUUAAAAAAGAAACGCAAAUGACUGCAGUGCUGCGCGAAUUAUGCCAAUUGCAGCGACAACAACAACAAAGAACUUAAAAAGUGCCUUCAUCUCGCAUAAAACAGCGAAAAUAACACAUCAAAUCGAGUUUGCAACGCGGCAACUAAAAUAAUUUAAGAACUGAACUCUUUCAAUUUCGAACAAAGACCUGAAGCAGCAGCAGUAUGGGUGGUGCUGGUGGCGGAGGGCUGGGCAGUGUGGGAGGGGGCGGUUUAUUGGACAUCUAUGCCAUAGCCUGGGAGCAUCUCAGACCCGGAAGUUCGCCCGUUGAUUGGUGUGAGGGCAAUUAUUUAAUAUCAUCGAAUAUAGCCGAGUUUGUGAAUACGUUUAGCAAUUUCCUAUUCAUUCUUCUCCCCCCUGUGCUGAUGAUGCUGUUCAAGGAGUACGGACGAUUUGUGACCCCUGGCAUCCAUGUGAUAUGGCUUCUAUUAAUCGUCGUUGGACUCAGUUCAAUGUACUUUCAUGCCACCUUAAGUCUGAUUGGCCAACUGCUUGACGAACUGGCCAUACUCUGGGUCUUUAUGGCGGCCUUCUCGCUGUUCUAUCCGAAGCGCUACUAUCCCAAGUUUGUGAAGAACGAUCGGAAAACCUUUAGUUGGCUCAUGCUGCUUUCGGCGAUUGCUGCCACGGCACUAUCUUGGUGGAAGCCUGUCGUUAAUGCCUUUGUACUGAUGUUCAUGGGUGUGCCGACCAUGCUAAUGCUCUACAGGGAGCUUCAGAGAGUCAGCGAUCAGAGGGUCUAUCGCUUGGGUAUCCGUUGCACAACCGUGUGGGCUGUGGCUGUCUUCUGCUGGAUCAACGAUCGUAUGUUCUGCGAGGCCUGGUCGUCCAUUAACUUUCCAUAUCUGCAUGGAUUCUGGCACAUAUUCAUCUUCAUUGCCGCCUAUACGGUCCUCGUGCUAUUCGCCUACUUCUAUGUGGAAUCGGAGCUGCCCCAGCGACAGCCUUUGCUCAAGUACUGGCCAAAGAACGAGUUUGAGUUCGGCAUACCAUUCAUAUCAAUUAGGAAUCCAGAUACAAAAGAUUGGCUUAACUACUGCAGACUAUACCUGCAGCAGGAUCACGACUACAAGCACGGAUUAAGCAAGAUUUCAGGGGACUAGGAGCAGCUGUCUCCGCAAAAGUUAAUCAAUAGACAUACUAAACGAGUACGCAACGUGAUAUAAAUUAGUGUUGAAGGGAGAAUAAGGAAUGCCUAAAAUUACCGCCUUUUAGCCUGCUCAACACAAACAAAGAGCCAAUAAUAAUCCAUAGAAAACCAAAAAGUAUAGCCUGCCAUAUAGAGCAAUAAACUUAAGACGAAAUGAUAAUAAUUAUUCAUAGAUUAUAGAAUGUAUACUAUAAAUGUAAUUGUUAAUAAACGAUUGACGAAUAUCUCACAA